This is a messenger RNA of Lytechinus variegatus (green sea urchin), 1014 nucleotides long. RefSeq lists its product as uncharacterized. The transcript has a single exon. NCBI's taxonomy places the organism in Eukaryota, Metazoa, Echinodermata, Echinoidea, Temnopleuroida, Toxopneustidae. Gene Ontology annotation, molecular function: aspartic-type endopeptidase activity. Bases 1 to 1014 code for a protein of 337 amino acids. The record is from RefSeq and is a predicted model, not a curated record. Gene Ontology annotation, biological process: proteolysis.
AUGGCGACAUCAAUGCCCACGCUGGCCAAUUUUGAUGUCCACUCCGACCCUUCCUCGCUAUUUUCUCGCUGGCAGAAAUGGAUUAGGAGGUUUGAAGGUGCUAUGACAGGGUUUGGCAUCACAGAUGACGGCAGGAAGAAGGCGUUACUUCUACACUACGGGGGAGAAGACCUGGACGAUGUCUUCCAGACUAUCAAACUCACUGACAACACAUAUACCAAGGCCAAAGAGGUGUUGGAAACGUACUUCCAACCAAAGCAGAACACCCUGUAUGAAACAAUAAUUUUCAGAAGGGAACAUCAGCUGCAGGGAGAGAGCAUCGAUCAAUACUGCACUCGGUUGAGAAAACUAGCAGAACGAUGCAAUUUCACGGAUGCAGAGCGGGAAAUCAAAACCCAAAUCAUCGAGGAUUGCCUAUCCAGUCAGCUUCGGAGGAAGGCGCUGGAGAAAGAUCGCGGGCUGGAAGAGAUAAUCGAACUAGCACGAUCCAUCUCACUGUCGGAAACCCGCACAAAGGAGGUUGAGCAUGUAGGACGUGCGGAAGCUAAUCACCUCCGUACAGCUGCAGGAAAGCAGAAGCAGAGUCGCUCAUGGGUCAAGGCCAAGCUCAAACCUACUCCUGAUCAUAAGCAACAAUGCUAUCACUGUGGCGGGAGCUAUCCGCAUACCAAGAAGUGUCCUGCAAAAGGAAUGACCUGCAACGCCUGUGGAAAACCCAAUCAUUUUGCAAAAGUUUGCAAAUCUGCCGAGAAAUCUACAAAAGACCAGAAAAAGAGGGUGAAAAGCGGAGGCAAGGCUAAUGCGCUAACAUCUGUAGAGGAUGCAGAGGAGACCAGUGAUAGUGAUUAUGUCUUCCAACUCUCUUCAUCGGAUACUGACCAGCCUCGAGCUACAGUUUGCGUAAACAACACUCCAGUUCAAGCUCUCAUCGACUCGGGUGCAACUGUAAACGUCAUGAGCAGAAAAACAUACAAUCUGACUGCCCGAAACUUAACAGGAAUCGACACAAGGUGA